Molecule: messenger RNA, 703 nt
Organism: Puntigrus tetrazona (Sumatra barb)
Lineage: Eukaryota; Metazoa; Chordata; Actinopteri; Cypriniformes; Cyprinidae
Gene: ly86
Product: lymphocyte antigen 86
Exons: 5
Coding region: 62-562 (166 amino acids)
Biological process (GO): innate immune response; positive regulation of lipopolysaccharide-mediated signaling pathway
Source: RefSeq, a predicted model, not a curated record
CCUAAAUGAGAAGUUAAGUUAAGUCUCGUUCCUCCACGUCUUUCACCUCUGAAGCGGGUCUAUGAUGACACGACUGCGUGGCAGUGUGAUGAUGGUCCUGAUUCUGGUUCAGAUGAAUGGGGUUCGCUCUCAGGACCCUCGGGACCCUCGGUGGCCGCUUCACACGAUCUGCGACUCCGGAAAAAUCACGGUGACCUACACGAGCUGCGAUCCUUUGCAGGAUGUAGGUUUCACUUUCCUGCCUUGCCCUGAGAGAUUGACCGACCUCAUAAAGAUCAGACUGGCCUUGUUUCUGAGGCAGCCCGUCGACGAGCUCUAUUCAUCAUACGAGCUGUGGCUAAAUGGUCACGCAAUCUUGAAACGGGACGAGCCCCUUUGUCUUCCUCAUUUCCCGCGUUUCAAGUUUUGUGGAAGCAGGAGAGGAGAAAUCAUCACCAUCGAUUCAUCAUUUAAGUCAAAAAUAGAUCUCUCUCUAAAGGCUAACUUUGAUCUCAAACUUCGUGCAGUAAAUCAAGAUGGCUUCCUGAUCGCCUGCGUGAAUGCAACCCUCAGCUUUCAUUGACGCCCGUUAAACUGAGGGGUUGUUGUUAUAUUGCUGCAUUUUUAAAGAGAUCAGUUGGUGUUUGUACAGUAGUCUUUCAUUUUAUUGUUUUGCCAUGGUUCCCGAUCUUUGCUAUUUUAAAAUCCAUUAAAAACUGAAUAC